This is a messenger RNA of Cylas formicarius (sweet potato weevil), 2011 nucleotides long. RefSeq names its product regulator of MON1-CCZ1 complex (gene Bulli). The transcript is spliced from 5 exons. The coding region runs from base 16 to 1902 and encodes 628 amino acids. NCBI's taxonomy places the organism in Eukaryota, Metazoa, Arthropoda, Insecta, Coleoptera, Brentidae. Gene Ontology annotation, cellular component: Mon1-Ccz1 complex; late endosome membrane; lysosomal membrane. Gene Ontology annotation, molecular function: protein binding. Gene Ontology annotation, biological process: regulation of autophagy. The record is from RefSeq and is a predicted model, not a curated record.
AACGGAUUAACAGAGAUGGACGCAGAGCAGGAUUAUUACUUGGAAUUGACGCCAGAUCCUAUUCGUUUUGAACCGGUCAAUCAGUUGACGAACGUAUUUUUCGAUGACUCCAACAAAGACAUCUUCGCAGUCCGAUCAGGUGGUGUGAUGGGGGUGGUAGUCAAAGGCCCUUCAAAAAAUGAGCCACCAUUGAAUUUUCGAAUGGAAGACAGUGGUCCAGUUUUGUCUAUUAAGUUCUCACCAGACCAUAAAGUACUAGCUGUGCAGCGAGCGACUAAUUCCAUAGAGUUUAUGAAUUUUAACAAUACUCUGGUGGAUACUGAAUAUGCAAUCAACUGCAAAAAAAAUUCUGCCAUUCUUGGUUUUGUGUGGUCUACUCUAAGGGAAGUAGCGAUUGUAACAGAUCAUGGCAUUGAAUUAUAUUUAGUUAUUCCCGAAAAAAGAUCCUUAAAACAAAUCAAAACUACAUCUGUUACGGUGCAAUGGUUUGUUUGGUGUCCUACCAACAAAAUCACUCUUUUAGCAUCUGCACAUGGCUCUCAAUUGCAGCCAGUUGUCUUAAAGCCGGGAGCCACCAACAAAUUGCCUAAAGUUGAAACUGAACCAGGUCGAAUGGCACUUGAACGUGAUGUAACACUUGCCACCCUUUAUGGUGUUGCGGCCGUGUUGAUUUUACGACAUCAGAAUGGACCACAUAUGGCUGAAGUUCAUGUACAUUUAUUAAAUGGACCAGGACAAGCUCCCCUUAAGUCGCAUGUACUGAGAUUAGGUUUGUCAGGAAGAUUUGCUAUUAAUGUUGUCGACGAUUUAAUAUUGGUGCAUCAUCAGGCUUCGAGAAGCUCACAGGUGUUUGAUAUCGCCCUUCCCGGGGAACAUGACGGCCAUGUUAGAUAUCACGGGAAUGUCGCACCAGCUAAAUCCAUGAAACCUACUAGUUUAACAUUGCCCGGGAUUGUUGAGCCACAAAUGCACAUUUGUGAAUUAUAUUCUCCGAAUUGGGUAGUUUUUCAGCCAAAUAUCGUGAUCGACGCAAAAUUGGGUUGCUUGUGGUAUAUUAAAUUGAACCUGACAGUGUUUUGCAACUAUAUCAAAAGUUUUACUCUGCGCACACAGGUUGUGCUAAAUAGGACAGACGGGAAGGCUGUCAUACUGAAUUUGUUAUUGGAAGCUCUGGCUCAGGAGAAGCCACCAUUACAAGAUUUGCGAGAAUCAUUCGACCACAUAAAUCGGGUAUACAGCAACUGGCUGGAGAGGGAGAUGCAAUCUCAAGUGGCUUCCCCAGUAAAUGCACCAUAUCCAUCGCCCAAAAAUGAAUUGUGCCCGCGGGUGUUGAUUGAUCAGGACACAGUUUAUAAUGAUGUGUUUGAAAAAUUGAUCUCUGAUCAAGAUCUACAGAAACUCGAACGGGUAUUGAUAAUUUACUUGACUAGCUUGUCUGAGAGUGGGCUAACCCUUCAGCAAAACCUAAACGAACUUUUGAUUAGAAUAUUGGCACGACAAAGGAAAUUUACCGCACUGCAACAAUUGCUUCAGUAUGGUGUUAUCUCAGACUCUAAACCAGCAGCUUGCUUAUUGUUAUCGUUGGGUAACAUGCACCCGUCGGCCAUUCAAAUGGCAUUGGAUAUGCUUGGUAGAUUAGGGGCCCAUGAAGAAAUUCAGGAAAUACUCUUAAGCGCAGGGCAAGUGCUGCCUGCGCUAAAACUUGCCAAUGAUAGUGCCAAUCCUAGAAAGUUCCUGACAGCAGCGAAAAGCUGUGACGAUGCAGUAUUGUUUCACAGCGUGCUCUGUUACUUCCAGAACAAUCCAGAAGUUGCUGGUGCUUUCAAAAAAGAUGAAAGGCUUCAAAGCUUUGUCCGUGAUUAUGGGGACAUGUUUAACGGACAUGGUAAAGUUUUCAAGUGACAAUUUUGACAAUGGAUCGAGUUGUAGAAGACUCUAUUGUAUUAUUUUAUUCUUAUUUGAAGUAACAAUUAAUCUGCUAAUAUUUUUAUUAAAGAAUUUUUCUGUUGCA